AUGACGGUGUAUGGCGGAUCUGACGUCAUCUCAUGUCGCUCCUUCCCUACCUCCCUGAAGGGACCAACGACCCUCUGGUUCACCAAACUAAAGCCCAACUCCAUCAAGAACUUCACAGAGCUGGCUCAAGCGUUCGUCAACCGCUUCCAGAGCAGCGUCAAGCAAAAGAAGACCGCUGCUAACCUACUAGCAGUGAAGCAGCGACCUGAUGAGUCCAUAAGGGACUAUAUCACCUGCUUCAAUGGAGAGGUGUUGGAGAUCAAGGAUCUGGAUGACACCAUGUUGUUCAACGCCCUGCACAAUGGGAUCACCAACCACGAUUUGGUGAAAUUGGUUGCCCUCGAUCCGGUUACCACCAUGCCAGAGUUACUUAAUCGGUGCUACCAGUACACCAACAUGCAUGAUAUCAUGAAGGCGCGAAAGACCGUGGAUCUGAAGGCCCUAGUGAAGAAGAGAGCGAGCGAGAAGGAUGAAAAGAAGAAGGACACCAAGAGGGCGAGGUCAGAUCGGAACUCAAACCGAGACCAGAGCCCAGAUUAUACCCCUCUCAACAUAAGCAGGACAAAGAUCCAGAUGGAGGUGUACGAUCGAGGUUUGCUGCAAUGUCCCAGGACGAUGUUUGCUAGGCCUGAGGAUAAGAACAAGAAGAAAUACUGCAAGUUCCAUAAGAAUGUCGGCCACAACACUGAGGACUACAGACAGUUGAAGAGAGAGAUAGAGGAUGUCAUCCAAAAGGGCCAUCUAAGGCGCUAUGUCAAAAAAGAUGGAAAGGAUAACUCCAGAGGUCACGAAACCAUGAGGAACGACCCUAGGAGAGAUGAUAGAGCCAGGGGAGGAGACGAUCGAGAUCAUCGAGAAGAGCGACGAGAUGACCGCUGGGAGGUCAGAAGGAUUGAUAAUGAAGCCAACACCUCUACUGCACCUGCCAUCCUCACCAUCCUGGGGGGACUAGGGCAGGAGUCAUCGUGCAAGGCCAAAGCAAAGGCAAGGUUUGUAGCAGUGGCCGAAAUGCUUGAGAAAAAAGCACGGACCGAGCCCAUAAUCACAUUCUCUGAAGAAGACAUGGAGGGGCUAAGCUAG
Telopea speciosissima is the source of this 1080-nucleotide messenger RNA. RefSeq lists its product as uncharacterized. The transcript has a single exon. Bases 1 to 1080 code for a protein of 359 amino acids. NCBI's taxonomy places the organism in Eukaryota, Viridiplantae, Streptophyta, Magnoliopsida, Proteales, Proteaceae. The record is from RefSeq and is a predicted model, not a curated record.